This is a messenger RNA of Clonostachys solani, 1164 nucleotides long. NCBI's taxonomy places the organism in Eukaryota, Fungi, Ascomycota, Sordariomycetes, Hypocreales, Bionectriaceae. The record is from the annotation of a GenBank genome assembly.
AUGCCCGAGUACGGCGCCUUUGUCCCGCCAGGCUACGUUCCCACGCUCCCGAACAGCGAACAGCUAUCAGACGCCAGCGUGGUUUGGGGCAUGUCCUUGUCCCUAACAGUCUUCGCCUUCAUCCGCUGCUUCUCGCAGACGUACGCCCAGUGGAGGCGGAUCCGGAAGGUGAACCUCUACAUGGCCCUGAUCUGGCUCGAGCUGUGGUCCAGCACGUUAAUUGGUGUCAUCUAUUUUGUAUACAUGCGCGGGCAUAUACCACCCAGUUUCUGGUUUUUUGGAGGAACGAUUCUGCUCUGGACAAUCCAAGUUCAAUGCAUCUAUCAAAUCAUCCUCAACCGAGUCGGCCUCAUCGCCGAUAAUACCGCCCUGGUGCGCCGCUUGAAAUGGGCCGUGUUUGGCUUCAUCGUCCUCAUCAACAUCGCGGUCGCAUGCAUCUGGAUACCAGCCCAGCUCCAGAUAUCUGACCGAUACAUCCUAAUCAACGAAAUCUGGGACCGUACGGAAAAGGUCAUACUCGCCAUUAUCGACGUGUGCCUGAACCUCUACUUUGUCUAUCUUGUGCGGUCGACACUGAUCACGCGUGGGCUAUCAAGAUAUGUGACUCUCUACCGUGUGAACAUAUUCAUGAUUUCCAUCUCGAUGACCAUGGAUGUUCUCAUCAUUACCAUGAUGUCCCUCAACAACAUCUACUUUUAUAUAUUCUUCCACCCACUUGCCUACUUGGUUAAACUGCAUAUCGAACUAUCCAUGGCCGACCUUAUCGCCAAACUCGUCAAAAUAGGAAGCAUAGCCGGAGUAUGCAACUGCGAGUGCCACCGAGACCUUGGUCCCAAUGCGAUGGGGUUUGCACCUACCAUUGGACGCCUGAGCAAUUGGAGUCCCAUACAGCAGUACCGCGCCCGCCAUCGGAACAACUGCACAAGCUCCGAGGAUAACAGCGAGACCGAACCAACAAGACCACCGGAGAUCAGGGGUGUGGCACAAGAGCGUCCAAGGCGGGCCAUGGGCGAUACAUGGGCAAGUUCAGCCACGCGGAAUUCUGCAUCAACUCUAGAAAGACUAAAGUCGGCAAGCUCGGAUGAGGAGCCUAGUAAGGUCAAUUCAGCGGUCGUAUCUGUCGAACCUCACCCAAGCACGGUGCCUGAUUUUCAGCAGGUAUAA